AUGCUGAACUUCUUUUCUCCUCGCCCGGUCGGAUGCAGUGUGCCUUCGCUGGUGCCUCCGGCACAUAUGGGCCACCAAGUCUGCCGGCGAGUGGGGCAUCCUCAUCGAAACCGAAGUAGCAAAGAUCAAGAGGAUGAAGAUGAGCGUGUUCCGCUCGGUGAAGCUGGAGACGUCGGAUCUGGACUUACCCGACGAGUGCAUAGUGGCCUCUUGGCAAAAACUGCGGCGCAUUCCCUACUGGGACGUGUGCGAGAUCAGCUUCACCGUCAAUUCCUGCACCCUCACCACCACGGCCGAAACGGGGGCGAUCAAAUUCCUCACCCUGGAGGGAGUCGAAAUGGCCAGCAUCAUGGAAGACUACAUGUUCUGGCUGCGAGAGGAUUCUUGGUACGUAGUUUGCUUGGGUCCGCGGUGUGGGUGGGUUGA
Molecule: messenger RNA, 426 nt
Organism: Acanthamoeba castellanii str. Neff
Lineage: Eukaryota; Discosea; Longamoebia; Acanthamoebidae
Exons: 4
Coding region: 1-426 (141 amino acids)
Source: RefSeq, a predicted model, not a curated record